Messenger RNA from Mucor mucedo, 3146 nucleotides. Its product is annotated as Nup133 N terminal like-domain-containing protein. Gene Ontology annotation, molecular function: structural constituent of nuclear pore. Gene Ontology annotation, cellular component: nuclear pore; nuclear pore inner ring. The record is from RefSeq and is a predicted model, not a curated record. Lineage: Eukaryota; Fungi; Mucoromycota; Mucoromycetes; Mucorales; Mucoraceae. Bases 53 to 3001 code for a protein of 982 amino acids. The transcript has 8 exons. Gene Ontology annotation, biological process: protein localization to nuclear inner membrane; protein import into nucleus; RNA export from nucleus.
AAAUAAUAGCGCGUUUUUCUGUUGUUGUUUUUUAUUAUUUACACAUUAGAUCAUGGAAAACUCUAGUCCAGAAAACACAAUAACUGCCGUGAAUAAAGCUACUUCUGUUAUUGAAACUAGAGGUACUUUAGACGCCAAUUUCCCUGACCUUCGAAAAACUUUUAGAGCCGAAUUCGUCUAUAAUGAAACAAAGCAUGAAGCUGUUCAACCUGUUAUCUUGAAAGAAUCUAUCAUUUUACCUGAGGAAGGUCUUGAAGCACUUCAAACUUUCAACCCGAGUGCCAAUGCUGCUGGAAUUGCACCAUUUAUCAACAAGGCUUAUUUCACUAUCAAGAACUGUCUUUAUUUAUGGGACUAUACUGAAAGAAAAAUGAUUGUGCACGAAGAAGAGGAUGAAAUUGUAGGCGCAGCAUUUGUUAAACCUAAAGCUGGAGUGUUUGCUGCCGAAAUCAACCAAUUACUCAUUAUUUCAACUAUUCGACAAGUUAAGAUCAUCGCAGCUAGUUAUAAUCCUACCACUGGCCUUAAAGUAUUCCAAACUGAUUUGAACACAACUGCCUCAGGUGUGAAUAUGAAGGUCAUUGUGGGUACCAACAAAGGACGUGUAUUCAUGCUGGGAAAUGAUGGAAAUGUUUGGGAAUUAGAUUAUAGAAGUGACGAAACAUGGUUUACAGGAAAGUGUUCAAAGAAAUUGCAUACAACUAGCAGCCCCUUGUCAUUCAUCAUUCCAACCACCAAAGAUCCCGUCAUUCAACUUGCCAUCAAUGAAUGCGGCAAUGUAUUAUAUCAACUCACACAAAACUCCAAUAUCACUGUCACUUAUUUGGGCGAAGAUGGAACAUCAUUCAAUACUGUUUUACAAUGCAAAGAUGCUGCAAAGCUUGCUAAUUCGAGUGUUCCUAAUUCUCCAUAUGUUGCUUCGAAAGUCUUCAAAAUCGUCUCACUUAAUCCCACUUCCCCUUCAGAAUCAAAGGACUAUCAAUUAGUAGCCAUCACUUCAAACGGGUCUAGAUUAUAUUUUACUCAAUAUGAAGGUAGUCAACACUUGUUAAAUAAUGGACCUCCCAACACUCUCCAACUCUCACACGUUAGACCCCCAAAUUCCGAUGUCGCACCUACCGAUGUCUUUGCCCAUACUUAUUACAAAGAUGGCCUCUUGAUUGGUGUCAAGAACCAAAAUGAAAAGAGAACAGAGGAUAGAAUUGUCACUUACAGUCCUGAUUUGGCUGCCAUCGCCAACCCUAACAACAUUAUCAACAGUAUCCCAUCUUAUACCGAAUUCAACAACUUUUUGGAUGUUCCUGGAAAGAUUAUUUCUAUAGUUGAAACCGCAAACACAGCUUAUCAGAUUAAUGAAUUGACCGCACCUUUCGAAACACCAGGUCGUACGUUCCUGGUUUUAACAACAUAUGGCAUGGCCGUGCUUGUAAAGCAAAGACCCAUCGAUAUGCUUUAUAAAUUGAUUUGCAAUGCCAAUCAAGAUACCGCUGCUCGUCUUCGUAAUUUCGAGAGCUUCUUCCAAUACUUUGGAUAUGUCAAUAGUAUCUCUCUUUGCUUGGGUAUUCUCUGCUCAACUUCCUCCAUCAUGAAAAAUGGUCUUACUUCAGUCGGUUCUGUCACAAAUGAUAUUUCCAAAAGUAUCACUGUGCUUCUGGAAAAUAUGGGCUCAGCUCCUUCUGCCAUCAAUCCUCAAUUCAGCAGUAGACAUGACGGCCUUGCUUUAUUCGUCUAUCGUGUGAUUAACCCUAUUUGGUCUAAACCAUUUGUCAAGGCUUCUUCCAAUGAUGCAAGUGCCAUUUAUUCAAGUAUUCUUGCACCAGCUCAAUUACAACGUACCUUAACUGUCAUGAGAAAAUUAAGCAAUUUGAUGCAAGAGAAAUCCAACUACUUUUUAAGAUCAUCUAAUGCGGAAGAACAAGAGUCUUUAAAUAAUUUAAAUGAAUUGAUCAAGCACAUGACUGAAGGUCUUUCAUUUAUUCAGUACAUUAUCAAUACCGACCUUUCCAGUAUUGUAAAGAGUAUCAAGCCAGAAGCACAGAAACGUUUAAUGACUAUGACGUUGAAGGAUUUACUGACGAGUAAAGAUGGUCGUAAAGUUGCCAGUGAUCUAUCAUACGCAUUGGUUGAUUAUACCUCUAACAAAUAUCAGACCACGGGCCAUGUGAUUGAUGUGUUGACCGAACAUUGUGGUUCCUUCUGUAGCGCCAGCAAUGUUUUCUUACACAAGGCAGCUCAACAGAUCUUUAGUGCACGUUCUGCUACUAAUGCAUCUCAAGCCAGGGCCAUGUUGACUGAAUCAUUAAACAUGUUGAAGAAAAUUGCACUCCAUAUUCCCGCCGAUAAAGCUGCCGAGAUUGCCCAAGAUUUUGCACAACAAGGGUAUCCUGUCUAUGGGAUUGAAUUAGCUUUAGCUUGUUCAUCAGCUCGUGAUCCUCACAACACGACCAAUGCCUACGUGAAAGCAGGCUGCUCUCUCAAUCACCCUGCAGCCAAAACAUUUGCCAACAAACAACCUUUCUAUGAUAUCGUUUUCGAUUUGCUUUACAAGAUCGUGACAAAGACUUCAGCUUCCGUUUUAUCCGAAAGUGAAUCUAGAAAUCAAGUCUUCAAGAGCGCAUUUUCUUCUUGUAUCGAUCAAGCAUUUGCAUACUAUGUUUUUGAAAAGUUUAUACAGAACAAAAUGGGGGAAGAGUUAAUCAAGCAACCAUUGCCUUACCUCGAAGAGUUCUUAAUCAGUCCUCCUUUUGAUUUCGAAAGAAACAGUCUACUCGCAAGUUUCUAUAACAGUAAUGAAAGAUACGAAGAGGCAGCCCGUACAUAUUUUGAAUUGGCUAGAGCAGCUAAGGACAUCCCUACACGCAUCAAGAAUCUUUUACAAGCAUCUGUUUCCGCUAGCUCUGUUACAUCGCCCGCAAAACAAUAUGAAAUGUACCAGUUAACCGAAGCUAUCAAGCAAAACUUGGAAAACGCAAACCGUCAAUCCGUGACAGCCUCUCAAUAAAUAUAUAUUUCCUCAUCUUAAACCCUCAACAACGCACUUUUUAAAAUAAACAAAUAAGAAAAAGAAAAAGUAUAAAGAUAUUUUGAUCUAAGGAUAAAAAACAAGAGAAUUUUAUUAUGCUUAAUGAUUCCAAGGUUAAACUAAA